AUGAGCGGUCAACAAGAGCAAGGUGCGCACUCACCUGGACUGGAGGCUGUGAUUCAGAAGCUGGAGGAGUCCUUGCUGCACUCUGAGGGCAGCUCAGGAGAGAGGUCUCUGACACUCCGAGGUGAUGGACAGGAGUCCAGUGUCACGCCUAUGCCUGUCUUCACCCGCAUCCGCCAGAUCAUCACCGGCAACCUGGCCGAGCAGGACACCGGUAAGGAGGACUACUGUAAUCCAAACAGCAGGGCCUCGAGGGAGCAGCUGUCUCCGAGCCAGACGGACCGUGACGAGCGACCAGUCAAACAGGCCGGUCUCACAGACAGGUUGGAGCGUAUACUGAUGCUGCAGUCAGGAGUGGACUCAGACCAGGACAGUGUAUCAGCAGGAUCCCUGCAGUUUUAUAGCAAAGAGAGAGCUUACAGACAAAGACUGCAGGUCUACCAGGAGGCCCAGCAGAGACAGGCACAACUUGUUCAGAAGCUGCAGACUAAGGUUCUUCAAUAUAAGAGGAGGUGUGGAGAACUAGAAGAGCAGGUGCUGGUAAAGACCUCAGAGUCUGAGAAGAUGAGAUUAUUGCUGCAGGCCCACCUGGACUCAACCCAGCGUCUGCAGCAGGCAGAGCAAGAUCUCAACAUGGCUGUCCAGAACAAGUCUAUUCAGCUGGAGGAGGAGCAGAGGAGGUGUGCCAGCCUCAGCCAAGUCAAUUCUAUGCUACGGGAACAACUGGAGCAGGCAGGCACAGUCAACCAAGGGCUAACAGAGAGCUUGUGGAAGGCCCGCGAAGACAUCGAGUUGUGUGAUACCCGUCUGCGCAGAGAGCAAGAGACGUGCUCCUCCCGCUUGAGUCGUGAACAGGCUCGUGUCAGAGCCCUGUGGCGCCAGGCCGCCUCCCUGCGGAGCACUUUCAGCCAGCUAAGGACUUUCACUGACAGGACUCUGUCUGAUAUGCGCGGGGAGUGUGUUGCUGCCAGCCAGCAGCUGCAUGUUGCCUGUAUGAACAUGGAGGCCAGAGUAACACAGGAGAGCACCUCUAGUGGUGUGGAGAUGUCAGCUCUGGAGAGACAGCUGAAGGAGAAGCUCAAAGAGGCCAUGCAGCUUCAGGGUCGCUGGGAUGCAGAGAAAGUUGAACUUAAUUCAAGAGUCCUGGAGCUGACUGACACAGUGAAGCACCUCCGGAGCCAGAACAGUGCAAAGGACGCCAGCCUUAACACCAUGCAGCUCAGUCUGGACAGGAUGGAGACAAGGAGAACAGAGGAUAAAGCAGAGAUGGAGGUCCUCCAUGCAGAGAUCCAAGCCCUCCAGAAAACAUUAAGCCAUGUUCACCAGCUGGUUGGCAGUGAGGGUGAUAACAGUGGCUCUGAAAGUGUGUCCUCCUCACCUCUCCACGGCCGAUCUCCUCUGAGGAGCACUGUGCUGAUGGCAGUGCAGGAUGUUUUCUCCAAGCACCAGAAGCAAGCACAGGACCUACGUGGGUGUCUGGAUGCCGCCAUGGAGCAAGCAGACACGCUGCGUAAUCACCUGCAAGGGGGGGACGCUGAGAGGAGAGAGCUGGAGCAGAAGAUCCAGGAAGUGAGGAGAGAAAAUCAGGAGGCUAAAAAAGCUCUGGAGGAAAGCCUCCGAGACAGCAACAGAUAUCGCUGCUCACUGGAGCUCAUCUCCAGUAAGAAUUGUAGCCUGGAGAAGCUGCUGUCAGGGCUGCAGCAGGAGGUGGACUCCCAACGUGCCGAGCUGGAGUCACUGCGGACCUCGUCGCUGGAGCUUCAGAGACAGCGGGACCUCCUGAGGCAGCAGAGGGAGGAUCUGGAGACGCAGUUGGCACGCCAGCGCACGGAGGUCCAAAGAGGUGAGAGGAGUCUGGAGGAGCUUGAAGGGAAGCACUCUGACUUGCGCAGGGAGCUUGUGACAGUGAAGGAGGCUCUGAGUCAAAUCACCCUGCAAAAAGAGCUUUUAGAGGAUGAUAAGGCCAGCCUUGCUCUAGCUCUCAGCAAGAUGGAGUCCAAGAGUGCUGCGCAGGAGCUAGUCCUCACCAAAUUGCAGAAUCAGGAGGCUGACCUAAGAGAUUCUCUGGCCAAAAUGGCUGCCCUGAGCGAAGGCUUAGCCAAAGACAAGGUGGAGCUCAAUCGUAUUCUGCUGCAGACAGAAGGUGAGAAGGCAGAGCACGGUGAACGCAGACGAGAAGCCGAAGCGGAGCGGGUGGCAGCCAGGGAGGAGACAGCCCGGGUGCAACAGGAGAUGAUGGAUCUGCUCGCUGAGAAACAAGCCCUGGAGAGCUCCCACAGCCACUCGCAGGAUCUGUGCCAGAAGCUAGAAGCAGAGCUGAGCCUGCUGCAGUGGGAGAACACUCAAGCCCUGGAGCAGCACUCUCAGGUCAACAGGCAUAUGCAGACUGUGUCAGAGGAGCUGUGUGCGUGCAGGAAGGAGCUGGAGACACAGACCACAGCCCUAAAGAGAGCUACCCAUGACAGGGAGGAGCUGGCCAAGGACAAGGCUGCUCUGGAUGUCAAGCUCAACUCCGCUGAGCGAAAGGCCUGUGGUCUCACACAGGAACUGGUUGCACUUAGAGCUGAGAAGCAGUCCCUGGAUACAGCUCUGUUUGAGAGCCAUGAGCUUGCCUCGUCCCUGGAGGCCGAGUGCACCCGGAUUGAGGGGGAGAGGCGCAGCUUGCUCCUGGCUAACGAGGCCUUGACGCGUGAUGCUGUGAGGAUGCGGGUGGAUGCUGAGCGCCAGUUUGCACAGGCCGCACAAGAGCAGAGACAUUUGGAGGAGAAGCUGGCUCAGGUGGAGAGGAAUUCCCUGCUGACCCUAAACAACAGAGAACAAGUUCACAGAGGGCAGCUAGAGGCGGAACACAAGCAAAAAGAGCAGCAGUGUGCAGAGCUGACGGUUCAGCGGGAGCAGAUUGAGGAGCAGCUGCGGAGACAGUGUGAGGAGCUGCGCGUGCACAGCCAGAAAGAGCUGCAGCAGGUGCAGGAGGAGCUGGCCAGGCUGCAGCAGGACUCCAAGCAGAGCCUCCUGCAGGCCGAGAGCGAGAAGCAGCAGGCUUUGUCCCAGAAGGAGGCAGAGAAGGCUGCCCUCGCAGAGAAGAUAGCAGGCCUGCAGCAGAACUUGGCCACAGCUGGCAUGGAGCUAGAGCGCACCCGGAGGGAGGCGCUUAGCAAACAGGAGCAGGACAAGAACACAAUGGCUGUCCUCCAGGCUGAGCUGCAAGACUUGCGAACUCAGUUUGAAGAGUCUUUGGACCGUCAUGAGAACGCUGAGAAGAGUCUAACUGAGCAGGUCAGAGAGUUGAACCAACAGAUAGAACGUGAAGAGCAAGAGUUAGAGGGCCUUCGUCGGCAGCUGCAAGAGGCAGAGGAUGGACUUAUUAAAGGUCGAAGGGAUCUGAUUGAGGCUCACAGGGAGCUCCAAGAAUGUGCACAGGAGCGGGACAAGCAACGAAAAGAAGUCCUGGACCUGAGGAGGGUCUUGGGUGAUGAGACCAGGGAGAAAGAGGCCAUCCAAGCUUCUAACCAGGAACUAAGAUCUUUCAUCAAGAGAACAGAGAGUGACAACACCAGCUUGAGACGCGCUGUGGAGGAGAAGGAGCAGAAAUUGUCCGUCAUAGAGGAAUGUAGGAGCUCCACGCAUCAAGAGGCAACCAGUCUGAGAAGCAGCAUGAGAGAGCUGGAGAAGUCUCGCCUGCAGGCACGCAGAGAGCUGCAGGAGCUGCGCAGACAGGUAAAGGUCCUCGAAGGCGAGAACGGCCGGCAGAAACAGGAGUUGCGAGAGCUGCAGGCGCGGGUAUGUCAGGAGGAGCAGAAGGAGGAGGAGGCACUUCGCGAGGCUUUCAGUCUGAAGCAGAGAGUGCUGGAGUGCGAGGCUGGCAGAGAAGCAGCACUGAAUGAGGUUGCAGGUCUGCAGCGCCGUGUGCUGGAGCUGGAGACGGUGGAGCAUCAGAAACAAGAGAUGCUGCAAGAAAGAGAAGUUUAUCAGCAGCAGAGUGACCAGAGGCACAGAGAAACCACCACCCAGCUGGAAGGAGCACUAGAGGACGCCACGCUCCAGAUCAGUGAACUACACAAGCAUGCUGGCCUUGCUGAGAGCAAAGCCCAGGGCCUGGAACAACAGCUGGGCCUGAGUGAUGCCAAACGCCGGGACCUGGAGCUAAAGCUGGCAGGGUUGUAUUCAGCUCUGCGUCGCACUGUUGGCAUCAGCCGAACAAGGGUUUCACACACACCUGGGUCCCGUAGACGGUCUGCGUCUCCCUGGAGAAACCAAGUGAAAGAUGAAGAGAUGGACGUGGACUCAGUGCACACAGCCCUCCGGGAUCUUCAGCAGGAGCUCAGAGACACACAGAGAGACAGGGAUGAUGCCAAGGCUCAGAUAGUCAGUUUAAGUAAGCAGAUGACAGAACUCCAAGGCAGCCAGGAUGAGUCUGCCAAUCAGGUGCUACAACUGCAAAAAACUUUGAUGCAAUCAGAGGAGGGAAAUCGAAAGAUGGCAGAGCGAUUGCACGAGGCACACACGUCACUUUCCCUGCAGGAGGAAGCAGCACGACAUACAGAGCGGGAGAAGAGAAGCUUUGAGGAAGAGGUGGCUCAACUCAGGAUUACUCUGCAAGCUGCUGAGGCUGAGUCCAGGGCACUACAGGACAAACUGGAGCUCUUGCAAGGUUCAGAAUCUCGUUCGAACGCAGAACAACGUAAGAUGAAGGAGUGUCUGGAGGCCGCCGAGAACAAAGUGAGCCGCCUCGAGCUCGCCCAGCGCACCCUUGAGGGUGAGUUGCAGCGCGCCCAGCUCAGGGCGGCAGAGCUGGAUGCAGAGGCUGGGGCGCUGCAGGACAGACUGACGGAGCUGAGGAGGAAGCUGGGCGAGAGCGAGGAUCGGGGCGCAGCUCUUAGGGUCAACGAGGAGAGGCUUUCCACGGUGCUGACUCGAGCCGAACAGCAAGAGAGCCAGCUGAGGGAGAAGAACCACAAACUGUCAAACACCCUCAGCGACAACAGGACCAGCAUGGGAACACUGCAGGAACAGAUAACACAGCUGCAGAGGGCUUUGACUGCCAGUGAGCAGGACCGAAGGCUGCUGCAGGAACGUCUGGAUAAAACGCGAGAGAGCCUUUCAGAGAGCAAGAGGCUGAACCACACACUAACAGAGCGCACCCAGAACCUUCAAAGAGCCCAAGAGGACUCCGAGCUUAAAUAUUCUGACCUGGACAAACACAACAAAACACUGAAAGAGAGUCUGAAGCAACAACAUGAGGCUGAGCUGCAGGCCCAGGGGAGCUCCCAGCAGCUGCAGAGAGAGAGAGACGAACUCCAACGCAAGGUUGCAGAUCUCCAAGGUUCUUUGCAAAAGCUACAGAGUGAGAGAGCAGAGCUGGAGAGGGUGCUGGCGCGCCUCAAUAAAGACAAGUCUGCACUCAGAAAGACACUGGAGAAGGUGGAGAUGGAGAGGCUGAGGAGGGAGGAGGAGGCGGCGGUGGCGGCGGCCAGAGGAAAGGAGCAGUUGGGGCAGACAGUCCGCAGCCUGGAACAGGAGCUGGCUGGAAAACAGGAGGAGGUGCAGAUUCUACAGGCCCAAAUCUCCCAGUUGGAGCAUUCUCAUGCACAGCGCCUCCUGGAGGUGACAGCCCGCCAUCACCAGGAGCUGGAUUUGGAGACGGAUCGUCUGAGAGACAGUCAGCUCCAAGCAGAGCUGGCCUUGGAGACCAGAGAGAAGGCUCAUCGCCAGAGGGUAAAAUGCCUGGAGGAACAGUUGCUGACUCUCAAAGAGCAGCUCGAUCAGGAGACCAGAAGACGACAGGCCUAUUUCAAUCAGAUGCUACAACCUGGUGUGUAGGCAGAGUCCCUGCAGUGAAGUAUGUAGCACCUCUGGCUUCCACAUUCACCGCUCCUCUGGCUGCCUCCCAAAAACACUAUGUUACGAGCUACAUCCACAUUUGGACGCACACACACACACACACACACACACACACACACACACACACUCGCAUAUACAAACACACUCCCGAGGCGUUUGCUCCCACCCAUGCACAUGUGCACACCGGAUUACAUUAAUCUUCAGGAAAACUCAACAACAACAAACAAUGAGUGUUUUGUUUAUAAGUGGACUGGAUGUGCCAAAUUGUUUUAAGGAUUUCCUCUGGCGCGCUGCGUUUGGCGUUUCUAAGUCUGUUUAUGCUGUGUCAUUUUUUUCAAGGAAACAAUGUGAUGAAAGGUUUCCUCAGUUGGUGCU
Scomber japonicus (chub mackerel) is the source of this 6213-nucleotide messenger RNA. RefSeq names its product ciliary rootlet coiled-coil, rootletin family member 2 (gene crocc2). The coding region runs from base 1 to 5817 and encodes 1938 amino acids. The record is from RefSeq and is a predicted model, not a curated record. NCBI's taxonomy places the organism in Eukaryota, Metazoa, Chordata, Actinopteri, Scombriformes, Scombridae. The transcript has 37 exons.